Limanda limanda (common dab) is the source of this 783-nucleotide messenger RNA. Its product is annotated as regulator of G-protein signaling 20. The transcript has 5 exons. The record is from RefSeq and is a predicted model, not a curated record. Bases 118 to 783 code for a protein of 221 amino acids. Lineage: Eukaryota; Metazoa; Chordata; Actinopteri; Pleuronectiformes; Pleuronectidae.
CAUUUGCAGGGGACGCAUGCGCGCAGGAGAAACCAACUGGUUUGUGUCAAGUCGAGGCAGACGGAUGUGAUCGAGCCAAAAAAUCACCUGUAUUCAUGCAUUCAUGGUGACACAUCCAUGGGCUCAGAGCGGCAGGAGAUGCGAAAGAGACAGAUGCAGGUUCAUCAGGAAGCAGCUGCCAGUGUCCUCCAAGCCCGCCACAGAAUGGGAAACACCCCCACCAACGCCUCAAACGCCUGCUGCUUCUGCUGGUGCUGCUGCUGUAGCUGCUCCUGUUUGACUGUUCGAAGUGAAGAUGAGACAGUUCAAAGAUCCGCUUUUGAUCGUAGGACAGAGGGAAUAACUAACUGUGAAGAAAGCCCUAAGCCCACCCUGGACGAUGCCCGCUCCUGGACCAUGUCAUUUGAGAGGGUGAUGAAAAGUGCGGCGGGUCGCGGCAGCUUCAGGCAGUUCCUGCGGACGGAGUUCAGCGAGGAGAACAUGAUGUUCUGGAUCGCCUGUGAGGAGCUGAAGAAGGAGACCAACAAGACUGUGGUGGAGGAGAAGGUCCGUCAAAUCUACGAGGACUUCAUCUCCAUCCUUUCCCCUAAAGAGGUGAGUUUGGAUUCUCGCGUCCGGGAGGUGAUCAACCGCAACAUGCUGGAGCCGACCUCGCACACGUUCGACGACGCCCAGCAGCAGAUCUACACGCUGAUGCAGAGAGACUCGUACCCCCGGUUCAUCAACUCGUCAGAGUACACGGAUCUGCUGAAGAGCCUGGAGGAGCCCCCCCCUGAGCCCUAG